Dermatophagoides pteronyssinus (European house dust mite) is the source of this 889-nucleotide messenger RNA. RefSeq names its product vacuolar protein sorting 60 (gene Vps60). The record is from RefSeq and is a predicted model, not a curated record. NCBI's taxonomy places the organism in Eukaryota, Metazoa, Arthropoda, Arachnida, Sarcoptiformes, Pyroglyphidae. Gene Ontology annotation, cellular component: multivesicular body. Gene Ontology annotation, biological process: vesicle budding from membrane; late endosome to vacuole transport via multivesicular body sorting pathway.
UACAACGCAACAAUCAACCCACCCAAUCUAUUCGACAACAAAAUUGAUCAGGAUUGAAUUUUGAAUGUUUUGAUUCAAUUUUUUUCCAAGAAUCAUUUGAACCAAAGAAUUUGUACAAAAUGAUGAAUAGAAUGUUUGGUAAACCGAAAGAUAAGGUGCCACCACCAAAUCUUUCAGAUGUGAUUGCCAAUGUUGAUAGUCGUGCCGAAUCCAUCGAUAAAAAAAUACAAAAAUUGGAAGCUGAUCUAGUCAAAUACAAAGAUCAGAUGAAAAAAAUGCGAGAAGGUCCGGCCAAAAAUGCGAUAAAACAAAAAGCGAUGCACAUUUUGAAGCAAAGAAAAAUGUAUGAAAAUCAACGUGAACAGUUGAUGCAACAAUCAUUCAACAUGGAACAAACAAAUAUGGCAACACAAACGCUCAAAGAUACUCAAGUGACCGUAAAUGCAAUGAAAUUGGGCGUCAAAGAGAUGAAAAAAGAAUAUAAAAAGGUCAACAUUGAUCAGAUUGAAGACUUACAAGAUGAUCUAGCCGAUAUGAUGGAAGACGCUAAUGAAGUACAAGAAGCCUUAGGCCGUUCAUAUGGUAUGCCUGAUGUGGAUGAAGAUGAACUUGAAGCCGAACUAGAAGCAUUGAAUGAUGAGCUUGCAUUGGAUGAUACUUCUUAUCUAGAUGAAGUGUCCAACCUUAAAGUACCAUCUAAAGAACCGGGAGCUGAAAGUGUUAAUACUGAUGGUCAAUUGGUUGAUGAAUUUGGUUUGCCAAAAAUGACAGCUACAUAAAAUAUGCGUUUUCUUUCCGGUAUUACUUCAACCAAACAUUAACAUGGAUUGAGAUUUUGUUACUAUUCAUUUUUAACCCUUGUUUUCAAAAAAAUCAUUUUAAUAAAUUU